Molecule: messenger RNA, 4536 nt
Organism: Bombina bombina (fire-bellied toad)
Lineage: Eukaryota; Metazoa; Chordata; Amphibia; Anura; Bombinatoridae
Product: F-box only protein 4-like
Exons: 7
Coding region: 120-1259 (379 amino acids)
Biological process (GO): SCF-dependent proteasomal ubiquitin-dependent protein catabolic process; protein polyubiquitination
Cellular component (GO): SCF ubiquitin ligase complex
Molecular function (GO): protein binding
Source: RefSeq, a predicted model, not a curated record
GUCUUCGGCCCAUCAGAGCAUUCGGUAUGACCUAACUCGCUGUUACCAUGUGAGUGUCGCCAUCUGGGUUGAGGUGUGUCACUGUCUCUGUUAGGUCGUAGGGAGCAGUUCCACUCACCAUGGCUGAAGGUGGCUCCCCUCUGACAGAAUGGGGUAAACUGGAGUUUGCAAUUAUUAGCGGCCUCAGGAGCCUAAGAGAUCGAUACCUGCAGAGUGUCAGGGGCAGCAAAGAGCAGGGUAGCCCUGCGGCUAUAACUGAAUCUUUGAGUGACAACGCCGAUCUGAGGGCGACCUCCCUGUGCGGGCUGCCGGUUGAUCUCCAACUCUAUAUUAUGUCAUUUCUAUCACCAAAAGAUCUAUGCCAGCUUGGAAUGACAAGCCAUCAUUGGUAUCUAAUGGUCCAAGACCGUCUGCUCUGGAGAUAUUUUUUGUUACGAGAUCUUCCUACUUGGUCUUCUGUUGAGUGGCAAAAUGUAACAGAUUUUGGCAUCCUGAACACAUCCCUAUGUGACUCGGCAGAGGAGAACACCCAUGAUUACAUGUCUUUCUAUUUGAAGAACUGCCCAAAGGCUAGAAGAUCCAUGAGUGCCAGACAUCCUAUUUAUGGAGCAGUGACUUCAUUUCUGCAGUCGCUGAUUAUGCAGUCAGAGCCUCGCUUUGCUAUGUUUGGUCCUGGGCUAGAACAACUUGAUGACUCUCUGUUCAUAAGGAUGAUGACAUCCCCAGAUCUUCUUCCAGUUAUAAGCUUACUGCAGAGACAAAACCAUGGAGUUGGUUGGGGUGCCAUGUUUCAGUUUGAUAACCAAAAAUUUAAGAUUCUAGUUCUACAUUUUAGUUGCAGAUCACAACAAGAGCACGUUGGCAUCAACACAAUAUUUCUGCCCACUAUCUCUGGAGUGGAGCAGCAGGCGACCUUGUACACUCUAACUCCUCAAGUAAAGGAAGUGUGCAAAGUUGUGGAUGGAUUUAUCUAUGUCGCAAAUGCUGAAUCACACAAAAGACACAACCGUGAAGAUGAAAUUGCUCGGAUUUUAGCCAUGACAGACCCAUUGUUGGGACCACAGAGAAGACCAUUUUUGGUUUUAUCUUGUGUUACGCAGCCUGGACAUAGCAGAAUUCCUGCACUUUUUAUGGCACAUGAGCUGUGUCUUAACAAAUUAAAUCGACCAUGGAUGGUACAAAAUACAGAAGCAUCAACGCUGGCAGGACUUCUCGAUGGUAUAGAGUGGAUUCUUGGAGAAGUUGGAAGAAAGUUUUAAAACUAAACUAUUGAUAUAUAUAUAUAGGCAUGCCAAUGUAAAAUAUUGUUUUUAUAAAAUAGAAAUAAGAUGCACUUUAUUAUUACAUAUUGUUAAUUAUUGUUCUGUCUUACUUAAAGGGACAGUGUAAUGUAAAUGUGUUUUUGCCUUAAAGGGACAGUCUACUCAAAAUUAAACUUUCAUGAUUCAGAUAGGGCAUGCAAACAACUUUCCAAUUUACUUUUAUCAUCAAAUUUUCUUUAUUCUCUUGGAAUUCUUUGUUGAAAGCUAAACCAAGGUAGGCUCAUAUGCUAAUUUCUUAGCCCUUGAUCUCAGUGCAUUUUGACAGUUUUUCACAGUUAGACGACGCUAGUUGAUGUGUGCCAUAUAGGUAACAUUGCGCUCACUCCCGUGGAGUCAGCACCCAUUGGCUAAAAUGCAAGUCUUUCAAAAGAACUGAAUCAAGGGAGCAGUCUGCAGAGGCUUAGAUACAAGAUAAUCACAGAGGUAAACACUAUAUUAUAUAAACGUGUUGAUUAUGCAAAACUGGGGAAUGGGUAAUAAAGGGAUUAUCUAUCUUUUUAAACAAUAACAAUUCUGGACUGUCCUUUUAAUGUGUUUUCAAUUACUUGUUUACCAGCUUCAGAAUAUAAAAUGUAUGAGAAAUGCAUGAGCUUUAUUUAUGUAUUUGAAAUAGCUGGUUUUUGUUCUUUGAAACCACAACCAAUCAAUCAAAAUGGUUGCAGGGAAAUCAGAAAUCCUUAUUUUAUCACUUUCUGUACACACAUGCUUCUUUAUAUUAUCUCUGUCUGUAAACCAAAGCUCAAUACUUGGUUUGCACAGCUUUUCUUUAGCCUAUACCUAUAAGGGCCAGUGUACAUAGCUAUAACAAGUCUAUAUACCAAUACUAAAUGUACUAAUUAAAGAGAGGAGACAUAUAUAGUAACAUUUACAAAUAGUACAUUUAGUAAAUUUUACCUUUAUAUUUACCUGCUCCUGCGAUAACUCUCGAUAGUGCUGGCACUACCCAAGGAAAAGGCUGAGCUGUGCUUCAGGCUAGCAUGCCCACCCUCUAAUCGUAGGCCAUAUGCAAAUCCACUGUGCACAACAGCAACAGCCUGGAUGUAUGUGCUAUCACAGAGAAUGGUUCCUGGGAGCGUGCACACGAUAGAGACUUUGUACCGUGAAAGCUAAAAUCCUGACAGCCUGCUACGGAGCUGCCAUUGUCUCAGUAGCAGGCUGUGAGGAUUACAGCUGUUAUGAUUUUUGUUUUGCAGCAGGUACACUAUAGCCAUCAUAUGGCUAACUACCCAGACCAAUGGUGUGUGAUGUGAUAGUGCCGUACCAGAUUCUCUAAUAUUCUAAUUCUUUCUAAUGUUCUAUUGCUGGUGCCAGAAGUUAUAACGUAUAACAUUAACUGUGUAACAUUCUAGAGAAGGCAUUAGUUUGCCCCCCAAGCACUGUUACCUCUACCCCCCCCCAAACACUGCUCUAUUGCCUAAUAAAAAAUUGUAAUUGCUCCAGCUUCUUCACAAAAAGCUACACUUCUGCAAACUCCAAUACUUUGUAGAAAUUCAGCUCCAUCUGACAGCUCUAGUCUGAACAAGCUUUUUAUCAGGGCCGGACUGGGAAAUCAAUUUGUAUAGACCGGCCUAGCCCCGCCCCCUCAAGCCCAGUCACGCCCCCUACAGCCACCUCCCUACAGCCCUGCCAACUAUGCUUAUUAAAAAAGAAUAGAUAAUACUUUGCUGUGUCUGCCAGUAUAAAGAAGCACUCUCUUUGGCCGAUGUACCUGAAUUCCACGCAAAUACACUUCUUAACACACACAGACACUUUAUACUACUUGGAUGCUAAAAUUGCAGUGCUGUGUUUAGAUUCAGUAAUGCUAUAGACACAAAAAACUCCUACACCCUCAUAUAUUUUAUAUUUAAUUUCCGUUGGUCUCAUACAUAUUUGUUAUAACUGCACAGUUAGUAAUUAGUAAUUAACACCUUCCUUCCUGACACAGUCCCUGUCAGUAACAUAUAGAGCAGUAGCAUUGUCAAUCACAUAGUAUUUCACUUUUUUGUCAACUAAACCAUUUAAAUAUAACCACUUUUAGGAAUAAAACACUAAUCUACAGUAUAUCAUAAUAAAAACUCCCUCCUCUCCACCCCCAAAAAAAGGGGUACAGUCCCUAUGUGCAUAACAAAUUAAAACAUUCUUGUGGUCUGCUGGCGUAUACAUGGUGCCUCAAUCUUCCCAGUUGCCUCUACAUACAUCUCAACAUCACACAUCUUACAGUCACUUGCAUUACAGCAUGCCCCGGAUCGCCAGUUGCAGUUUACCCACGCCGGACGCUUCACGGAUAUCAAUUCCGCACCACCAGAAAUAGCUCGCUGUCUGUGCCCCCACGUUGUGAGUCAUCAACACCAGGGGAGUCCCAGUCACGGUCCGCUCACAGUCACUCCAGGUGAAUGUCGGACUCACAGUCCGUCCGUGACACUUAGUAAAACUCACAGGAACCGGAAGAGUCCGGACUGACAAUGAAGCCUGAGAGCUCAACCAGGAAACGGGAGCAGCUCUCCCAGCGGCUAGACUGGGUACUGUCUGUGUUGCGGCGCGGGUGCUGCCUUUGCUCAACUGUUGUUGAUCUCCAGACUGCAGUGUCCAUGUCACUCUGUGCAGCUGCCGGCCUAGUCCGGCCCACCAGGAAUAUUCCUGGUAACCCGGCGGCAAAAUGCGGCCCUGCUUUUUAUUGCACUUGUCACAAUCGUGGUGAUGUCACAGGGAAUCCUAUGACUGCGCACUUCAGAUCAGCGAGAGGAAGCGAGCUGGGAAUAUUGUAGAUGAACGUAUACAUUGAGUUAUAUAGGGCUUGGUAAGAAUCGAUUAAAAACUGCAAGAUUUUAUUUAAAAUUUAAAUUUUUUAGCUUUCUAAAAAACAAUUUAACUAUUUAAACACAGCAUAAAUUAAAUAUUUAGCUACAAAAAAAAUCAGUGCAUCAUGUCCCUUUUAAGUAUAGAAAUGUUCAGUAUAGGUAGGGAUAAAGCAGGCAAAUGCAGCUAUUUCAAUUGCUGAAAUAAAGUAAAAUAAGCUAUUUGUAAACAAUUUAAUACAUUCCAGCAGGUAAAAUAAAUAAUUAAAAAUACAUUAAAGGGGAGAAAAAUGUAGGGUAAACUGUCCCUUUAAGGACUAAGAUAGUGAAGCAUUCUCAGGAUGAUGAUGUAUAAUGUGCCUUAAUCAUUUUUUUUUUGCACAAACCACUGCUUCAGCUGAAUUAAACAUUUUUACACCACAAUAAAUACAAUAAAUAUC